UCUAUUCACCGAUUUCAAAAUCACGGCGGAGGAAAAAACCCUAAAAAAAAAUGGAGAAUGAGACGAAGCAGAAGAUCGAGAGAACUGUGAGGGAGAUACUCAAGGAAUCAGAUAUGAAAGAGAUGACAGAGUUCAAGGUCCGUAAACUCGCUUCGGAGAGACUCGGUAUCGAUCUCUCUGAGCCGUCUCACAAAUCUUAUGUACGAGUAGUUGUGAACUCGUUCCUCGACGAAGAGAGAUCCAAGUGUCCUGAGGAAAAAGAAGAAGAAAAAGAAGAAGAAGAUGGUGGUGGUGGUGGUAAAGGAGGAAGAAGAAGCAACGAGUUUGAUGAUGACGGCGAUCUCAUCAUUUGCAGGCUAUCGGAUAAGAGAAGAGUGACGAUUCAGGAAUUUAAAGGGAAGACUUUGGUUUCAAUUAGAGAGUAUUACAAGAAAGAUGGCAAAGAGCUUCCCACUUCUAAAGGAAUAAGUUUAACAGAUGAGCAAUGGUCAACCUUCAAGAAAAACAUCCCAGCCAUCGAAAAAGCUGUCAAGAAAAUGGAAUCGCGUGUAUGAAGAAGAACAAUGUGGUACCUCACGACACAUGUGUGUCUGCUUAAGUAGUGGUUUCCAGUGUUAAUUGUCUCAUGUAACUGUUUCUUUUGUUUCUUUCCUGAAUUGGUCGUAAUGUGUUUCCCUCUCGAGGCCCCCCAGCAAACAGCUAUUACCCUGAGUAGGAGUAAACAUUUCGGUUUA
Molecule: messenger RNA, 734 nt
Organism: Capsella rubella
Lineage: Eukaryota; Viridiplantae; Streptophyta; Magnoliopsida; Brassicales; Brassicaceae
Product: RNA polymerase II transcriptional coactivator KELP
Exons: 3
Coding region: 51-554 (167 amino acids)
Biological process (GO): positive regulation of transcription initiation by RNA polymerase II
Molecular function (GO): transcription coactivator activity; DNA binding
Source: RefSeq, a predicted model, not a curated record